Molecule: messenger RNA, 1390 nt
Organism: Pisolithus orientalis
Lineage: Eukaryota; Fungi; Basidiomycota; Agaricomycetes; Boletales; Pisolithaceae
Product: mitochondrial carrier protein RIM2
Exons: 4
Coding region: 167-1195 (342 amino acids)
Biological process (GO): pyrimidine nucleotide import into mitochondrion
Cellular component (GO): mitochondrion
Molecular function (GO): pyrimidine nucleotide transmembrane transporter activity
Source: RefSeq, a predicted model, not a curated record
AAAGUUUUUGAGUAUCCGCGAAAAAAUGAUCAAUGAGAGUACCCGCAACUCCUGCAAGCUCAACGCCCCAACAGAGUGCUAGAGCUCGGGUCGCUUUCGAGAACCUGCACUUCAUCUGCAGGCUGGACAUUUUGGCCUUCCUCCUAAGACUCCGUUCACACGUAGGAUGUCGAGUUCGGUCGUAGAGGCUUCUAAGACACGCUGGCUGCCAGCAAACUCCUGGCUGCACUUUUUCGCUGGGGGGCUGGGGGGAAUGUGCGGUGCAAUUGUGACGAGCCCGUUUGAUGUCGUGAAAACUCGCUUGCAGUCGAGUCUCUUCCAUGAGAAGCAUGUCCCUGUUGGUGUCUUUGGCGGAAACGGUGUCGCAGCCCUUUCGCAACGAUCUGGAGGACUAUUUUGGAAUUUUGUUGAGACAUGUCAUAUCCUUCGCGACAUCUACCAAUAUGAGUCUCCCCGUGCCCUUUUCAAGGGUCUUGGACCGACGCUCGUAGGCGUCAUGCCGGCGCGUUCGAUCAACUUCUUCACGUAUGGCAAUGGCAAACAGAUCAUUGCCAAUCACUUCAACAACGGGGAGGAGAACUCGUAUGUACAUCUUGCGGCUGCGGCGAUCGCGGGUAUUGUCACUGGAACGGUGACAAAUCCAAUUUGGGUCGUCAAGACGCGCCUGCAGCUCAUCGCAGAACGCCAAAAUAUGGGCGCCGCCCUUGUAAGCACCGCGCCCCAAGCAAGUUCGACGCGAAAGCCGUUAGGAGGUAGCUAUGCAAUGAUCAGGCAGAUCUUCAGAGAGGAGGGUGCCCGUGGGUUCUACAAGGGCCUCAGUGCCAGUUAUCUUGGCGUCACGGAGGGAACAAUUCAGUGGGUUCUAUACGAGCGUUUGAAACGGUUGUCCGCCAGAGCGGAGAACCGAGGGGGUGUCGCUGAGUGGUUUGGCAUGUUGGGUAGCGCUGGCACGGCGAAAUGUGUUGCAAGUCUAAUCACCUACCCUCAUGAAGUAUUGCGAACACGACUGCGCCAGCCACGUGUGAACGGCAUCCUCAAAUACACUGGUCUCUGGCAGACCUUCCGGACUGUCAUAGCGGAAGAGGGUGCACGGUCCCUUUACGGAGGGUUAAGUGCGCACCUUAUGCGUGUUGUUCCCAAUGCGGCCGUGAUGUAUUCUAUCUAUGAGGGUGUCUUGCGCUGGAGAAACGACUGAUCUACGUGACCCUGCCUUCCGACUAUUACCCACUUUUCCAUUCUCUAAUAUAUAGAUUCCGCACGAUACUGUGGCCCUCUGGCUACCACCUGUUUAUCUGUAUCUACACUACUCUACCGCAAACCGCACAAUGUGUACAGUACAUAUUUACCCGCAUUCACCACUCUAACAGUGACAACAUAUAAUUCCUCUGAG